AAGGCAGACAAAUGCGCCAUUCGGCAGAAGUGAAAGCCAGAAUACUGAGUACCUAUGAAGUAGGUGAUGAUUGGAAGCAGGUUGCAUCUGUUUUACAAGUAAACCUGAAAACCUGCCGAACUUGGAUAAGAAGAUUGGAAUCGCACGAACAUAGAGGAAAACAUGGCGGUGCACGUCGAAAGUCACUGACUGAGAGUCACGUAGAUUGUCUAGUGGAAUGGGUUGAAUCGGAACCUACGGUUACAUUAGAAACUCUUCGUUUCCGGUUGAAGGUGGAAUUCGAAGUGGAGGUGUGCAUCAGUACCGUGGCUCGAUACUUAGACGGUCGGUUCAUAACCAUGAAAAAGCUGCAUUCAAUACCGGAGUCCAUGAAUACGCUUGAGAACAAGAAGCGAAGGAAAUCGUACGUCCUGCGACUGAUGAAUCUGGAAGCCGAAGGUUACAAAGCAGUUUGGUUUGAUGAAACGAACUUCAACCUGUUUUGUGCUCGCACAAGGGGCCGUUCAGCACGUGGCUGCCGUGCGCAGUGUACGGUCGCGAGUGCUCGUGGCCAAAAUCUACAUCUUGUCAGUGCGAUGACUGCAGACGGACUUCUGGGGUACUCUGUACUAAGAGGCAGUUACAACAAAGAGAGAUGCAGUCGGUGGUUGCGUCAAAUGCUUGAUGCCAACGGCGCAGCUGUUACUAACAAGUGCCUGCUUAUAUGUGACAACGCACCGUGCCACACUGAUCUGGAACGCGUUUUCCAGGAAGCGCCUUACUCAUCCGGAAAACUCCUGCGACUUGCACCGUAUUCGCCUGCACUGAACCCAAUUGAAGGUAUAUGGAGUGUCAUCAAGUCCCAUGUGAAGAAAGCCAUGAAGCAGCGAUACUCCGAAAUGCUUCGAGGGGAUCCAUCUGGUGUGCUGAGCAAAACGGAAUGGAGGAUCCAGUUCCUGGAACAUAUUGUAUCAGAAGCACGAGCCUGCGUGUCCCAACACCAUUGUAAACAGAUGGUAGAACAUGUAAGAGCGAAGUAUGCUCGUGCUAUACACCUCAUGGAUUUAUAAACUUUUGUGCUUUCACUGAUAUAUGUGUCUAUACCCUUUACUGGCGUUCUUGUUCACAAACCAUCAGGUUAAGUUGGGCUGUGAUAAUGGGUAACUAUUAUAUUACUUACGGGGCUGGCAACUGACGAAAAAAGAUAAACUCUACAGUCGAGAAACUGUGGUUAGUUU
This is a messenger RNA of Dicrocoelium dendriticum, 1217 nucleotides long. NCBI's taxonomy places the organism in Eukaryota, Metazoa, Platyhelminthes, Trematoda, Plagiorchiida, Dicrocoeliidae. The record is from the annotation of a GenBank genome assembly.